This is a messenger RNA of Salarias fasciatus (jewelled blenny), 1944 nucleotides long. RefSeq names its product nuclear factor 7, brain. Lineage: Eukaryota; Metazoa; Chordata; Actinopteri; Blenniiformes; Blenniidae. Bases 347 to 1753 code for a protein of 468 amino acids. Gene Ontology annotation, molecular function: zinc ion binding; protein binding. The record is from RefSeq and is a predicted model, not a curated record. The transcript is spliced from 6 exons.
ACACUGAGACAUUCCCCUUUGUAUCCUGAAUGAUUACAUUCCAGACUGGCUGCAAGUCACCGACCAGUUCUGCAACAACUAGCCAAUAGGGCUUUAUUUCCUGCUUCCCAGCUGUGUUGUAUACAGAGGUUUUUUUGGACUGUGCUGCAUUAUACUCAUGCACAGGAAAACCAAGCGCAUUCGCUUCUUCAAGAACAAUAGAUGAGGGGUUAGUGUACUGUAAGAAGAGCUUUUCUGGGUGUGCUGUUGUUAUUCUUACAGAGGAAUUAUUUGGGAUUUAAAUUUAUGCAGUUUUUUUUUUUUUUUUUUUUUUUGGGGACGGAUAUCAUUUGUACGCAGCAAGACGAUGAGCGUGUCUUUCCCAGAGGAGGAUCUUACGUGCCCGGUCUGCUGUGACAUCUUCUCAGACCCUGUCCUGCUGUCAUGCAGCCACAGUUUCUGCAGGAACUGUCUCAAAACCUGCUGGGACACCGGCUUGCGAGAGUGUCCGGUUUGCAGGAAAAAGCCCUCCAAGUCCAGUCCUCCUUCUAAUCUAGCUUUGAAAAAUGUCUGCGAGACUCUUCUGGAGGUCAAGAGACUGAGCUCGGUGGAGGUGGAGGAUGACACGAGCUGCAGCCUGCACUCGGAAAAGCUGAAGCUCUUCUGUUUGGUUGACAAACAGCCCAUCUGCGUGGUGUGCCAGUCUUCCAAACUGCACAAAACCCACGAAUGUUCACCCAUAGAAGAGGCACUGCUGGAUUGCAAGGAUGAACUCGCUCUUUCUCUCAAGAGUUUGCAAGACAAACUGGACGACCUCAGUAGGAUUCACAAUACCUCUGCUAAUAUGUUCAAGUACAUCAAGAGCCAAGCGAUGCGGACACAGAAAAUGAUCAAGAGUCAGUUUGAGCAGCUCCACCAGGUCCUCUACCAGGAGGAGUCCGCCAGGCUGGAAGCUGUGAAGAAGGAAGAAGAGGAGAAAACUGCAGGAAUGAAGGAUAAGAUGAAAGAACUUGCAGCGGAGGUGCUGUCCCUGACUGAGACCAUCUCAGACAUUCAGGAGCAGCUGAAGGAGGAGGACAUGAUUUUGCUAAAGAAUUUUAAAGCCACUCAGGACAGAGCUGAAAGCAUGUGGCUGGGAUCUGACAACAUGUCCGGGCUGUUGAUCGACGUGACCAAACACCUCUGCAACCUCAAGUAUAGAGUCUGGGAGAAAAUGCUCGACCACGUCGACUACACUCCGGUGACCUUGGACCCAAACACAGCACACCCCUGCCUCAUCCUGUCAGAUGACCUCACGUCCUUCCACUACUCCAGGCAGCCCUCCUGUUGCCCCGACAACCCCGAGCGCUUCCACAUGAGCGCCGAGGUGGUGGGCAUGGCCGCCCUGGGCUCAGGAAGCCACCACUGGGCGGUGGAGACAGGAAGCAAUCUGGACUGGCUCCUGGGCGUGGCGUCCUCGUCCGUCCCGAGGAGCGUGGAGGUCCCCGCCCGGCCCGAAAAUGGCUUCUGGACUCUGUGUUUCCGCGACGGCGAGCUCAGGGCGAUGACCUCUCCGCCCACGACGCUGACAGUUUCGAGGACGCCCCAGCAGGUCAAAGUGCAGGUGGAUUACAACAAGGGGACGGUUUCUUUCUUUGACCUGGCCGACAACACACUCAUUUAUGCGUUUACACACACCUUCACUGAAACCUUACUUCCAUAUUUUUAUACGCAGAGCAGCCAUCCGCUGAAAAUCAAGCCAGAAAGAGUGCUUGUCACAAUGCUGCGGUCAUAGUUAGAUUAGGAGACGUAUCUGUAUGUUAAAGGAUGGCUUUGGUGAUUUGACCUGCAUGUUAGUUCUGCAAUAAAGGUUAUCUCUUGAAUUUUUUAAAAAAAAUAUACAGUACUUGAAAAAAAAACAAAUGUUUUUUUAAAUGUAUAGGAAGUCACUGACUUGACAAUAAAUAUUUUUUGUAACUGAUGAAA